AGUCAGCAGUUAUCGUGUAAAUUUAGUAACAUUUUUAUUUCACAAUGCAUGGCUUAUCAAGUUGGACUUAAAAAGAGCUGUCACUCAGAACCUUCUUGCGUUUUGACAUGACAUUUAUUUCAGAGUUAGCGAAUCAGCAAAAGUAGAAAAACUUAGUGUUCGACUGUAAAUCCAAGACUACACGUUUGUGUUCCGCAUACAAUGUCUUAACGCUACGUCGUGUGCUUGUGUGGAAGAGACUGCAAAAAAAUAUUUACACGAAAAUACGCUCCAACAUCAGAUGAGCUCCGUCUGUGCUCAGACAACUGUCCAUACGUGCUACGGUGAAACUGAGCUGUGCCAUAACUUGAUGCACUGGUAUACUAUCUGUAGUAGAUCUUUAAAAUAACUGUCAUGAUUGUUCGGUGGUUCACCUCCUUGUGGGUGGUUCCACGAGGGCGCAUUGGAGUGGCGAACUCCCUGGUCAGACGGAGACAUCUAGUGGAGGUUGAUCGCUCUAUUUCAUCAGAUAUGUCUGAAUUUCGGAAGGUGUUUUCAAAAGCGAAGCACAUCGCGGUAAUCACCGGAGCCGGGGUGAGCGCGGAGAGCGGGGUGUCCACGUUCCGGGGUGCAGGUGGCUCCUGGAGGAAGUGGAAAGCGCAGGACCUGGCCACCCCCGAGGCCUUCUCGCGGAACCCGUCGCGGGUCUGGGAGUUCUACCACUACCGGCGGGAGCUGGUGCUGUCCAAAAGCCCCAACGCGGCGCACCGGGCCAUCGCGGCGUGCGAGGCGCGGCUGAGCCGACAGGGCCGCUGCCUCACCAUCAUCACGCAGAACGCCGAUGAGCUCCACCAGCGGGCGGGGUCCAAACACGUACUGGAGGUCCACGGAAAUCUCUUCAAAACCAGGUGUGUCAGCUGUGGAGAAGUGGCGUCCAAUCACAGGAGCCCGAUAUGCCCCGCGCUGGAGGGGAAAGGUAAGCCCAACCCACAUGUAAGCGAUGCCAAUAUUCCAGUAGACCAGCUCCCCAGGUGCGAGGACGAGGACUGCAGCGGGCUGGUCCGGCCCAACGUGGUGUGGUUCGGCGAGACGCUGGACUCCCGCGUCCUCACCAAGGUGGAGGAGGAGCUGAACAUAUGCGACCUGUGCCUGGUGGUCGGCACCUCCUCCAUCGUUUACCCGGCGGCCAUGUUUGGCCCGCAGGUGGCGUCCAGAGGUGUCCCCGUGGCCGAGUUCAACAUGGGGACCACGCCCCACACCAACCAAUUCGCGUUCCAUUUCCAGGGCCCCUGCGGGACCACCCUCCCCCUCGCUCUGGCGCGCCACGAAACGGAGAUCAUCUAAAGGGCGUGAGCGGGAUGACCACCCCGCCCCCCGACCCCGCCCCCACCCUCAACUCCAAAACAUCUCCGCAUCCAUGCAAAUAUCUAUGUCAUGUUUACAAAAUGGGCUUGCGUCAGUCUUACUAAACUGCCUGUGCGUGUCCGUGCGCUUGUGUGUGUGUGCUUGUGCGCGUGUGCGUGUUUGCCUGCGUGUGGAUGUGCGUGUGUGUGUGUGUGUGUGUGUUGGUGGGGGAAUGGAGUGAUUAAGACAUUCCCAUGAAGUUUAAACGCAAGUUCCCCAGUGCCGUAUUUCCAUUCCACAUGAUGCGUUUCAGUGCUUCAUCGGGGGUGACUGAAAUGGCGGUAGCGCGGCACAAGCGUGCUGUCGGUGGGCUUAAAGCCGCUAACCGCGCAGAGGUGCACCGUUUCCUGUGCCGUAGAGAGGCGGAGUCAAACGCACUUCCUGUGCUGGUUCAGGUUCUGGCCGCUUUCCGUGAUUGGCCUUUUACGGGAGUCGGCUCUGUACUGUGUUUUUUUUUUUUCUCUUCACGUUCAGGGAGCGCGCUCACACUCACGCCAGGACACUCCAGACUUCCAGCUUUCUGCUGCGAUGCAUCGUCUUGCACGCACGAGAAGGUGCGCAAUUUGGCUAAUGAGAUGAUUUAAAAGCAGAUAAAUAACCAGCCAAACCACUCGUCCCCGGCCAGGAAGUGCAUUUGACUACCGCUGCUCAAAAGAGCAAUAUUUUAGGCGUUACAUUUUUUAUGGGCAUCAUUGAAGUGUUAUUUAUACUGGGGAAAGAGGGCAUUUAUAGCAGGCUUGUUUAAAAUGCUUUGUUAGCAGACUCAGAUUCCAGAUUUUCUUUGUGCUGCAUUUUUUGGGAAGAUGAAUGUUUUUUACUUGCUGAACGUCUUUUUAAUUCUGCAGAUCCGGCAAUUUAAAUGAUUUUUCAGUGUUAGCAGUGCAUUGUGGGAGAAGGCACAAACUGUUACACACAGUACAGAUGUCCAAAGGAGCCUUAAUGAGACUACAGUCUACAAUGCAUUGGCUGGCAUGAAUGGACAGGUCUAUUACUGAGGUUUCAUUAAUCUUUAAGGGGUGGAGCUACAGAUUGAUUUCAGGUAACUAACUGUCAUGUCUAGCCCAAUUGGAUCACUUU
This is a messenger RNA of Anguilla rostrata (American eel), 2460 nucleotides long. Its product is annotated as NAD-dependent protein deacylase sirtuin-5, mitochondrial-like. The record is from RefSeq and is a predicted model, not a curated record. The coding region runs from base 394 to 1323 and encodes 309 amino acids. The transcript has 9 exons. Gene Ontology annotation, molecular function: protein-succinyllysine desuccinylase activity; protein-malonyllysine demalonylase activity; histone deacetylase activity, NAD-dependent. NCBI's taxonomy places the organism in Eukaryota, Metazoa, Chordata, Actinopteri, Anguilliformes, Anguillidae. Gene Ontology annotation, cellular component: nucleus.